CCGACAACCGCGGUUGACGUCGACGAUGCAGAAUCAGCAGCGACACAACAUCCUGACCAAGAUGGCCGCUUGGAGCAUCCAGGCCCCAGUGAACCCGCACAACAUCAUGACGGAGAAUCCGAGCGUGCCUCUGUCCAAGAUUGACGGCGAGCGGGAUGUCAUGGCCGAGAUCAAGUGUGAAUUCCAGUUUGCGUUCUCUGGCAACUCGCAAGCGUCGUCGACGCAACCCGGCGCAAACAGCGAAGUGGCCAAGAAAACACGCUUCCAGAACCCAUUCUCUUACCUCAAGCAGGCGUCGUCGUCCGCCUCCAAAGACGCGAUCGACGCUGGCUCGUCGUCCGCUCCUGUGGAGGCACCCUCCACCACCUCCUCGUCCAGCAGCAGCAGCAGUCGCCACAAGGCCGACUACAAGCUACCUGGAAAGCUCAUGAUGACGUCGUACCGCAUGCAGUUCUAUUACCAUCCGUCCAUGUCGGAAGGGGAAGCCGACGCCGCGGCCUUCCAAAGCCUCCUCCGCCGCUUCCGCAUACUUCGGCGGGUGCAUGAGUACUGCACCGUGGCAUUGGGCACAAUCUUGCGCGUCGAAAAGUCUGAGAAGCACCACAGCUUGGAAGUCGAGACCAAAGACCAUCGAAGGUUCCAUCUGUCGUUCCAUGGCCAGCCCGAAAUCCUCGUCAAGGUGCACGAGCUGCUCAUGUCGUACGCGUUCCCGUCGUCGUUCGAGUACGUGUUUGCAUUUUGCCAUCGGCUGCCGACCAACAUGACACUUCACGACUCCACGGCGUACGCGGCGGAGCGCCGUGCCGACGAGUGUCUUCCGCUGCAGUGGGAUUGGGAUGUGUAUGCUCCCCAAGCAGAAUGGCGCCGCCAGGGGCUGUUGGACAACCCGCAAUGGCGCAUCUCAAACAUCAACCAAGGGUAUGCGCUCAUCCCGAGCUAUCCGUCGCAGCUGCUCGUGCCCGCAACUGUCCCGGACGAGGUGCUGUCGGAAGCGUCGAGUUUCAGAAGCAUCGGUCGGAUUCCGUGUGUGACAUGGGUCCACCGCGGGAAUGGCGCGUCCUUAUCACGGUCAAGUCAGCCCAAGAUUGGCAUGUCGAAUGCAAUUUCAUUGGCGGACGAAGACCUUGUCGCAGCAAUUGCAAAUGCAAACGCACCCAACCAAACCAUCCACAUCAUUGACUGCCGCCCCAUGUCCAGCGCCAUGGCGAAUCGAGCCAAGGGAUACGGCGUUGAAAGCUCUCUGCGAUACAAGCAAGCCACGGUCGAGUUUAUGAACAUCCCCAACAUCCACACGAUGCGGGACAGUGCCAAGAAGCUCAAACACUUGUCACUGUCGCUCACAUGUGACAACCUCAACUGGUACGCCGACGUGGAAGAAACCAAGUGGCUAUACUAUCUCCGGUUGACCCUCAAGGCGACGCUGCACGUGGUGGACCUCAUGCACGUCCAGAGCGCGUCCGUGUUGAUCCACUGCAGCCACGGAUGGGACCGCACGUCGCAACUGGUCGCGCUCGCGCAGCUGUGCUUGGACCCGUACUUCCGGACCAUCCAAGGGUUUCAAGUGCUUGUGGAGAAGGAUUUCCUCGCGUUUGGCCAUCCGUUUCAGAUGCGCCUCGCAAAUGGGGCUAAACAUACAGGCGACUACUCGCCCAUCUUUCUUCAGUUUCUAGAUUGCGUGUGGCAGCUGCAGCAGCAAUACCCGUCGUUCUUUGAAAAUAUGUGUGUUGUGGGUAUGAUGUAGAUUCAACCAAGGCCUCCUGUGUCUCUUGGCGGACGAGCUGUACUCGUGUCGAUUUGGAACGUUUUUGCUCAGCACGCAGCAAGAGCGGGAAGCGCUGCGACUGCGGGACACUACCACCAGCAUAUGGACAUAUCUCAACGGAUACCGCGGCGUGCUCGAGAACCGCACGUUCGUCGCCGACCAAGUGCUGCUGCCCACCCAGUCCAGCCUCUUGCGCGGUGUCACAGUGUGGCCCCAUGUAUUUCUGCGAUGGAGCGCGCAAGCCUCGGCGGUGGACAUCCCGUGUGCCAACAGUCAAGUUUUCGUCGACAACGAACUGCGGCAACCUAGUUGGCGCCUCUCCCACAGCAUCCUGUCCUUGUUGGCCGAGCUCAAUCCCCCCAAGCACUAACUAGCAGUGACAUAGCCGCAUCUUGAACACCACAUUAUUGUGACUGACGGUGGACAAUACGAAUUAAUCACACACAACGAUCCGUUUGUGUCUAUCCCUUGGUCGGGCUCGGCGCAGUUGUCUUCGAAGGCGUCGAGUGCUGAGCCAUGGUCUUCUCCGACACUGGUUCCACAGGAGCUUCCACGGGAACUUUCGCGCUGGCUGCUUUGUCCACACUCCGCCGCUUGGACUUACCGCCUCGCCGCGCAGAGUUUUCAUCAUCGUACGCGUCAAAAUCGUCGUCGUAUUCGUCGGCGACUUCUGUGGCAUCUGGAUUUGUCUUGGCAGUGUCUUGGAUCUCUGGCAUGAGGUCUUCGAUAGAAUCGCGGCGAAGAAGUGUUGGAGGUAGACGUUGGUCCUUCUUGGGAGGCGUGGCAGUGGCACUGGUCGCCAAGGCUGGACCCAACGACGGACCGCCACCAGUGUCGUUCGUGGGGGUAACACCUUCUUUAGGUGAAGCCGCCUUGGUUCCUUCCCCCCCAUUUCCCGAUACGCGAUCGAUUGUCUUUGCUUCCACGUCGCAUUUCUCAGUUGUUUUUAGUGGUGGUGCUGGUUGGGGGGUUGAUAGCGGGGACACUAGUGUAACGCCUCCCUUGACGUCGGCCCCCUUUGCCUCCCCCUUUGCAUCGUGAACAUCCUUGGUUCCUGGAGGCUGCAAUGCUUUGGCCUGGGACGACAUGCUACCAGGCGGAUUGGACACACUCGGGGGGGUAUCCUUUCUGUCGUGAGGGCCAACAGUGUCAACGGACUUGGCAUCUUCAAUGGGGAUGCUAGACAACUUUGGGCUAGGCGUUGUCGCAUAUCCUCUUUUGGAAUCCUCAAGAGGCGUAGCAUUCCUAUCCUGGUGAUUUCUUGCGCUGGAAAGGGUAUCACUGGACG
Aphanomyces astaci is the source of this 3050-nucleotide messenger RNA. RefSeq lists its product as hypothetical. The record is from RefSeq and is a predicted model, not a curated record. Lineage: Eukaryota; Oomycota; Saprolegniomycetes; Saprolegniales; Verrucalvaceae. The coding region runs from base 26 to 1741 and encodes 571 amino acids. The transcript is spliced from 9 exons. Gene Ontology annotation, biological process: dephosphorylation. Gene Ontology annotation, molecular function: phosphatase activity.